AUGUCGAAAACACUUCAGAUCGCGUCUCCCGCGCAGUUCAGCGCGCUUCUAAAGUCCUCAAGAAUAGUUGUGACGGACUUCUAUGCAGAUUGGUGUGGACCAUGCAAAGCGAUCGCCCCAAUAUAUGAGCAGCUCUCUGCGCAACUGUCGCGCCCGAAUCAGAUUUCUUUUACGAAAGUCAACGUAGACACACAGAAGGAAAUCGCCUCGAAAUAUGCUGUUACCGCCAUGCCGACAUUCAUGAUCUUCAAGCAAGGAGAGGUUAUGGAGAAAGUACAGGGGGCAGACCCAAGGAAACUCCAAGAUGUUGUGCGAAAGCUUGCUGCUGAGGCCGAUCCUCAUUCGAGCUCAAGCGGUUUCGGCGGCUCCAGCAGUAGCAGCGGAUGGCGCGUUGGAGAACUGCCAAGGGGAUAUCAUGAUGUAACGGAUCAGAUUGAUGUUAAGGGCUUGGAGCUUCUGAAUGCGGAUAUCGAGUUUGGAGGUGUCCGAGGUUUGUUUGAGGACAGUAAGCCUUCAGGAUUGUUGAAGGGCAAGGCAGCAGAGAAGCCUGCGAAGGACUGGGUAGAGAGUGAUACAGAUGAGCAGUUGAUGUUAUUCUUGCCAUUCCAGUCUACUCUCAAGGUCCAUACUCUGCAGAUUACUUCCCUACCUCCGUCAGCCGAAGACGACGAAGAAGUUCCUAUGCGGCCAAAGACCAUCCAAAUAUAUCCAAACCGUCCACACAUUCUUGGUUUUGAGGAAGCAGAUGAUGUCCCUGCAGCACAAAGUCUCACCAUCGCACCAGAAGACUGGGACUCGACUGGCACCGCAACACUUUCCCUCCGGUUCGUCAAGUUCCAGAAUGUCACAAGCCUGGUACUUUUUGUUGUAGAUGGCAACGGAGAGGGCGAGCGGGUUAGAUUGGAUAGAGUGAGGAUCAUUGGUGAGACUGGUGAGAAACGGGACCAGGGAAAACUUGAGAAGGUUGACCACGAUCAUUAG
Lachnellula hyalina is the source of this 981-nucleotide messenger RNA. Its product is annotated as Thioredoxin-like protein. Lineage: Eukaryota; Fungi; Ascomycota; Leotiomycetes; Helotiales; Lachnaceae. The coding region runs from base 1 to 981 and encodes 326 amino acids. The record is from RefSeq and is a predicted model, not a curated record. Gene Ontology annotation, molecular function: protein-disulfide reductase activity. The transcript has 3 exons.